Gopherus flavomarginatus (Mexican gopher tortoise) is the source of this 8358-nucleotide messenger RNA. RefSeq names its product pleckstrin and Sec7 domain containing 3 (gene PSD3). The record is from RefSeq and is a predicted model, not a curated record. The transcript is spliced from 16 exons. Gene Ontology annotation, molecular function: guanyl-nucleotide exchange factor activity. Gene Ontology annotation, biological process: regulation of ARF protein signal transduction. The coding region runs from base 441 to 3386 and encodes 981 amino acids. Lineage: Eukaryota; Metazoa; Chordata; Testudines; Testudinidae.
CGCCGGAGUUCGCAUUCACCCAGUCGCCGGCAGUUCCGCGGGACUUCCCGGCUUUGCCGCCCCUGGCCUGCGGCUCUCUCGGGGCUGCCGGGGGUGCACACCAGGCAUCAGCGGGAUUCCUGCUGCCCUCUGGAAAGCGCUGUGCCCAAAGGGAAGUUGAUCUUUGCAGAAGGUUUCUUCAGCCUGUAACCGCGCUCUCUUUUGAGUAUUGCAAAGGAAAGUAUCAGUUCUGCUGCGCGUGAAGAUCAGGUUUGAAUGGGCAGGCAGAAGUGUUUGUUUGGGGUAACGAUGCAUUGGCUCAUUCCCAGAGUGUUGCCAAGGCCAAAUAUGAAUUUCAGUUUGGUGGAUCAGAAACACAGAAACCUUCAGAAACAGGUGGACAAGGAGAUAGCACUCUGCUCCCACAUAACGUCUCCAAUGAAUUUCCAGAAUAUGGCACGAUGGAGCAAGGUGCAGAGUCACUGAGGAGUUCAUCUGAGUUUCUAGCAGAGGCUAUAACAUGCAGUCCAGAAAGGAGGGAGAAUGACCAGUUGCCUACUCUUCUUGCAAGUGGCACUUACGCAGAUGAGCCAAUAUCUUGCAUUGAGGCAUCACUGCUACCAUCGAAAGAAGAAACUUUGCCACGUGCUGAUAGACAGACUGGGAUUAUGAAAAUUUCUCAAGAGCUAGAAGCUGCAAAAGUACAGAAGGGAGCAAAUGCUUUUCUUUGUUCAGAGCUGCAAAUGGAAAAAGAAAGGAAUAUUGGCAGCCAAGGCAUACAAGCAGCCAGAGAAUUGGUUCCAGCAGGCGAAGAAAAACCCUCAGACGAGCCUCUUCCAUCUGAAGUAAGAGCUGAGGAGAAAUUGUAUUUGAUCACAGAAAAAGAUCUGGCUGCAAUAGUAACUGGAGAAAUGCAGUUAGAGUCCUUGCAAGGCAUCAAUAAUAAAACUGAGGAGGUCCCCAAAGUGAAGGAGACAAGCUGUCACACACCAUCUGUACCAGCCCUGGAGGCAGACAGCAAAGUUGGGGGCGUUAUCAGUAUUCUGGGAGAGGGAUGGUCAGAUUUUGAGAAGGAAUUUUCAGUGUACAAUCCAGGAGAGAUGCAAACGGGUCUUGGGAGGAGGAUAUCGACAGAGGCAGCUGUGAGCAAACAUGUAGAAUUUCAAGGAGUGGAGAUUUUAUGGAUACAGAAAGCAGAGGAGCAGAAGGGAGGGAAGCAUUCAGUGCUAGAGGCCAAUGCACACUUACAGAGGGCCGUGUCUGUAGAAAAGAAGUUCUCCAAAGCAUCAAGCCAACCCAUUCCAGCCUCGGUCUCCUCAGGGUUAGUCACUUUGUCUGAGAGUGUUUGGAACGAAGACCAGGCAGAUUUCAAACCAGGAGUUGGCUCGGAGUCCUUUUCUCUAGCUUUGCUAGCUGAAGGUGGGGAGGAUGAAGUCUUUGUGAAGGAUAAACUUGCAGAAGAAAAGAACCACAUGCUAAACACAGACAGUGAAAGAAUCGUGGAGGAGGAAGAAGCAGCCAUGGGAGGAUAUGAAGAUGCCCUUGGACAGAGGCACGCAGAAGUCUCCAUUGAUGUGUAUAGCUCACAGUUUGAAAACAUUCUAGACAAUGCUUCUUUAUAUUAUAGUGCGGAAUCCCUGGAGACUUUAUAUUCGGAACCCGAUAGCUACUUUAGUUUUGAAAUGCCACUCACCCCGAUGAUCCAGCAACGUAUCAAGGAAGGUAGUCAGUUCCUAGAAAGAACUUCUGCUUCAGGACAGCAAGAUGUCUGUAAGCUUCCCACAAAUGGUGAGAUCAAGAGUCAGUGCGGAGAGAUCUCCAGUGGACUAAGGGAUGUAAGUGACACCCUCUUCAGAAGAGACGUCAGAGAGGUUACUCAUUUGGACAGCAAUGCUGGACUGAAAAACUCGCUGUUCUACUCCUCAGCUGCCAUGGGUAGCAAUGAGCUCCUGGAGAAAGAUAGCACUGAAAACCAUAGUAAAGAUCUCAGCAAUGGCACUGACAGCAAUUUGGAAGCAGCCAGGAGGCUGGCUAAGCGCCUCUACCAACUGGACCGAUUCAAGCGCUCUGAUGUGGCAAAGCACCUGGGUAAAAACAAUGAGUUCAGCAAACUUGUGGCUGACGAAUACCUGAAGUUUUUUGAUUUCACGGGUAUGACGCUGGAUCACUCCCUCAGGAGUUUCUUUAAAGCCUUUUCACUUAUUGGAGAAACUCAGGAAAGAGAGAGAGUAUUAAUCCACUUCUCCAACAGAUACUAUCAGUGUAACCCAAACACCGUUUCUACUCAAGAUGGAGUCCAUUGUCUUACCUGUGCAGUGAUGCUGCUGAACACUGACCUACAUGGCCAUAACAUUGGGAAAAAGAUGACCUGCCACGAAUUCAUUGCCAACCUUCAGGGGAUGAACGAAGGCAAAGAUUUCCCUAGGGGGUUGCUGAAGGCUUUCUACAAUUCAAUCAAGAAUGAGAAGCUUGACUGGGCAGUAGACGAAGAGGAGAAAAAAAAAUCUCACUCUGAUGGUACUGAUGAAAAGGAUAAUGGACCCCAUUCAAAGGCCAUUACUCGGAUCGGCCAUUCCAAUAACCCCUUCCUGGACAUUCCUCAUGACCCCAAUGCUGCUGUGUAUAAAACUGGAUUUCUGGCUCGGAAAAUCCAUGCAGAUAUGGAUGGAAAGAGGACUCCCAGAGGGAAGCGUGGCUGGAAAACCUUCUACGCUGUGCUGAAGGGAACAGUGCUUUACUUGCAAAAGGAUGAAUAUAAACCAGAAAAGGCUUUAUCUGAGGAAGAUCUGAAAAAUGCAGUUAGCGUGCACCAUGCAUUGGCAUCAAAGGCAACAGACUAUGAGAAGAGGCCCAACGUCCUAAAGCUCAAAACAGCUGACUGGAGGGUCCUGCUUUUCCAAGCCCAGAGCCCAGAAGAAAUGCAGGCAUGGAUCAACAAAAUCAAUUGUGUGGCAGCUAUAUUUUCUGCUCCACCAUUUCCAGCUGCUAUUGGCUCUCAGAAGAAGUUCAGUCGUCCACUUCUACCGGCCACCACAACAAAGUUAUCUCAGGAUGAACAGCUGAAAUCACAUGAAGCUAAGCUGAAACAAAUCUCUACCGAGCUAGCCGAGCAUCGUUCCUACCCACCGGACAAGAAACUUAAAGGCAAGGAAGUAGAUGACUACAAACUGAAAGACCACUAUCUGGAGUUUGAGAAAAUCCGCUAUGAGAUUUAUGUUGCCCUACUGAAAGAAGGGGGGAAGGAGCUGCUGAGCAGUGGAGAAAAUGAUGGGCCAGGACUGAAGAAAUCCCAUUCGAGUCCCUCAUUAAAUCAGGAGUCUCCAGUUAGUGCCAAGGUGAAGCGAAACAUCUCCGAGAGGAAGGACUACAGACCAGAAACACCCAGCAUCAAGCAGAAGGUCACUUAGACUGCAUGAGACCGCUGUAGAAACAGCCAUGCAGCAAAAUACCAUUGGUCAAAAAUUUCCUUUGCUAACCUGUCUUUGACAAAAACAAACCAAUGCAUCUGCCUGAAUGGGGUGGUUGUGACAUUUUCUAUUGUAUAUUUUGUUGUUUCUGUACAGAUUGUGGGAGAUGUCUUGGCUCCUGAUUUGCUUUGCCUUGUUAAUUUAUCAUCUAGCCAUUGAAGCACCUCUUUUUUUAAAAGGGGUGGGAGUGGGACUUCCUGAUUUAUUGCACGUCUCCUCCCCUUCUCUCCACUCUCAUUGGCACAUGACUUUCAUCUCAAGUCACCUGUGACCUUUCUCAUUGCAGUGGGAAAAGUAACUGGACAAGCACUGCAGCAUAGUGAGUGCUAGCUGCAAUGACGAGAAAUGAAUUGUUGCUCAGUUGCAGAGAUGGAGCUGACUGCUCCCUGCAGGUUAGUUCAAUUCUGAUGCUGCGACUGGAGAUCUCCCAAGGAUGUGAAACAUGCUGGUACUUGUGCUACAGUGAUAGGAGCGGUAUAAACAGAUAGGGUACUGGAUUGUAUUAACUCUGGACCCACACAGAUCAAGGGACUAAAAAAUGAAAAUCACUGGGAAUGCUGGGCAUACAGAAUUAGAACAGGUUUUUCAAAGUGAAGACUCUGGGGGAGCAAAGGGGGGUGCCCAAAGCCAUGUCUCUCUUGAUGAUUGAUCCAGCCAGAAUUAAUUUUGUUUUUCCAUUUCACUAUUCAGUGGGUUGUUGUAGAUGACAACUGCUGGCUGUGUGUUUUAACAGAAAAGGAAAUCCCAUGUGUUUCUCAACAAUACACUCUCAUGCUGCUGCCAUACACAGUCAUAAUAUGCAUUGUUCAGCUGCAGUUUCCCUCCAGAAUUUUGAUUUCCUUUUUAGUAGGCACAGGUAUUCUGCAGUCUCUCUGAGAUCAAUGAAGGUGUUCUCCUGUUCUCUUCUGAAAGGAAUUCUGUUAAACUAUCCCUUGAAAUUUUCACAAGUGUUUAGAAAGAACAUGUUGGAACAGAAGUCCUGGUGACUCAGAGACUUAAUGGAAUAGACUCUUUGGUCUUAGAUCCAGAAUCUGACCCCGUUCCAGUUGCUCUGUUCCUGGCAGUCACACCGACGCAGCCAUAGGGACAGCAAAACCUGCUCCCUGUGGAGUCUUUCUUUAAUAGCAACUCCUGUCCUCUAUGUAAGGACAUGGCUGGGAGGAAAGGGACUUGGCCAGAGUGUCUGUAUACCUCAGCCUUCCCCAGCUGCUAGCAAUGGCCCUUUUGGGCUGUGGGCUGUAACUUAAAGCAGCCCUGAGGUUGCCUUAACGUACGCCAAGCAUGACUAAGAGACACCUUUGCUUCCUCCCAGUGCCCGCCCAUCUUGUGCUUACUGCAGCUCAGCUCGUCUGGAGGAUCUAAUCCUUAAUGUGCAAAGACAGUCCAGGUCAAUAUAAACUGCAGUAGGUGGCCUCAAAGAAACGUCUAGCUAGCUCACAUCCAGUUCUUGCAGGGGCAGGUGUUUACAUCACAGAGCUCCUCAUUACAGAGGGUAUAUUUGUGGGCAGGCUCAGCCGAGAGGCCAACAACGGAUUGGUCUUGGACGUUAAACCAUUCUGGACUACUAAACUACCAGGCUAGCAGGCAGUAGAGGGAGCAAUCAAGUAAGAUAAAGACCUUGCAGAGAAGCUACAUGAUUUCUCUAUAGCAGCCUCCACCACAAAGGACAACCAUGAGAUAUACACCCCAGAGCUCUAGACUAUAAUAGCCAUGCUGUGCUGUCAGAGAUCGUAGCAUUGAAAGAGGAAGUGGUGCACCAAAUGGAUCAUUUAGGAUGCAGUCACUAACCAGAACCAGAUAGUAUUGCAUCCAAGAGUUCCAGUGUGACUUAUGAAUGGAGUGGCUGAGCUGCUCACAAAAAUUUGUAAUCUGUCGUCGUACUAGAAGUCUAGAGGAUAGCCAAUGCCUGACCUCAUUUUAAAAAUGACUCGGAGUGAUUGUGAUUCACAGAGCUGUGAGGAGGGCUGGUCAACAUUUUCCAACGUUUGGAUUUGUUUUUUAAAAAUUACGCUAUGCUUGAAGUUAAGUACAUUGUCUAAGUGCUGCCCUGAAGAGAAACUUUCCUGAGUUAGGGCCAAAGUUAUUUGCUUGAGCAACAUUCUGGGAAGUGUUAUUCACUGUAGACAAGGGCCGGGGUAAUACACAUUGGAAGAAAUAAUUUGAACUGCUCAUUGAGGGGUAGUAGAUUACCACUCAGGAGAAAGGCCUAGGCAGCCUGCAGCUGUUCAUUGUACAGCAGUAGUUUAAAAAAGGAGGGAGCAGUAAACGAGAGGUUGAGUUAUACUGAGAGACAGGGAGAGCGCUAAUACCGAGACUGCUAAAUGUCAUUACAUAGGGACAAGUAUCAGAGGGGUAGCUGUGUUAGUCUGGAGCUGUAAAAGCGGCCAAGAGUCCUGUGGCACCUUGUAGACUAACAAACGUAUUGGAGCAUGAGCUUUCGUGGGUGAAUACCCACUUCAUUGGAUGCAUGUAGUGGAUUUGCCGCUAUUACACAGGGAGAUGACCUUGAGUCCUGCAACCAUUUCACAUCAGUUCCUCACAGUAAUAGUACAGCAGAAACAGAAAUGGUCCAGAGAAGUCACAAUUUGAUCCCUGCUCCACUCCCAGGUCAAUGCAGCUCUACUCUGGCCCUUACUCAAGGUAUCCAGGUACUUGUUGUGUUUACAAAUAGAGUGCAGUGGUUUAAAAGGCAAAGAGGUGACAACUGCAAAUGUUUGUGUUGGCUUUUAAGAUAUUCUGGCUGCCCAUGGAUUGUGUUUGAAUUGUUGAUCGCCCAGUCACAAGCUGAAGUUCUCCCAUACAAUAUCUUUCUCAAUCUACGCAGAUACUGUAUAAUUCAUGCUCACAACUAUGGAACACCUUGCAGAUGAGUGAAUUUCAUGCAGUUUGAAAAGUCAGAUACAGUGAAUCACAAAAUUCAUUUUAUUUAUUUUGUCAAAUGCAGUUUAGUUUUAAUUAUUUAUUACACUACUCCAGAGUGCACUUGUACAUGGAUUGUGGUAUAUUUUGUAAAACUUACCGGUCUUAGUAAAAUGCAAUUUCACUGCAGUUUUCAGCUGUUAAAUAUUCCCUGAGUUCUGCUUGCUUUUUGUGAGAGUUCUGAAGCGUGCAGAUUAAUGAUCUGAGAAUCUGUGAGGUUUUAGUAUCAGUUGGAAUUCCCACUGUUGGCUGUGUCAGUUUACAGUUGACCUGUGUCGCCGUCUCCUUUGGUAGGUUUUACUGAAAUAAGUAAAGAGAAAACACAAAGGCAGAUCCUGCUGCCAUUGAAGUAAGUGGCAAAACUCCACAGACGUCACUGAGCAGGAUCACAGUGCUGACCAGUAUUGCAGUUUAGUUUGCUUUUAACAUUACAGUGUAGCAGAGAGGGUGGGCCAGAUUUUCAGAAGGUGUAAAUCAGCAUUGAAGAGACUGGAGCUUUGCCAUUUGGCCCCCUCCCUCUGCCCCUGAGAAUCUGUUAUGUGUUGCACAUUAUUUUCAAAGUACCUUGCUUUACAGCUCCUGGAUAUAUGCUUUUAGCAGAGAAGAUAAAUAUGUGAUUACACUAUAUAGGUGCCCAAGCCCUUGGCUGCUCUCAAGAAGCAUUGCAGCUCAAGAGGGACUUUUUAAAGUCACUUUUUAAAAACACUUUUGUGUUUGUUUUUUCUUGGGCCCACUGUGUGCCAGGCUGCUGUAAAUUGUACUAGCUGCUCAGUACUUCCAAGGGAAAAUAUGGCAACCAGGAAUCAUCAGGAGCGAGGGAACCUCCAGACACACAACCUUUUCCCAGUCAUUUGCCCAGUGCAGGCCACAGGGAGGGGAUAUGACAUAGAAGCCACUGUGGUGCCUCCAGCUGUAUCACCCGAGGAUUCCUCCACAGUGAGGUGAUUGUGAUGUCCAUGAUCGGUUACCGUGGCUUUAGGGCACUGGCCCAGUGCAGGUCGAGAUUGGAUUUGAACAGGAGGUCCCCUUCUGAUAACAAGUAGCUCAGAGUGGCUGAGAAUGUCAGCAUCCAUGCAGGGUGCUUUUGAUUGUCACUCUGUAGUCAGAAUUCUCAUGAUUAACCCUUUGCACUCACCUCCAAGGAGCUACCCUGAUCUGUACAGAGAGGUACCAUGCUGUGCUCUUUGGGUUUGCUCUCGCUCACUUGAAGAGCAACGCGUAGGGAACGCUCAAAUCUUGGGUAUUUCAUCGUGUGCAGUUCCUGCUGCCCCAUGAGGCCUCCACCUCCCUUUCUUUCAUGUACACUUUUCCCAGGCUUUUCCCUUGCAGAUUCUGGUCCUGAUGCCGUAUCUGAGGCCAGUUUCCCACUGAGGCAUUGGGAUCGCUGCGUGAGGGUGUCGGGAUUGAGCCUGUGGCAGCUCUGCAGCAUUACAGCUCAUUGGGUGCACUCCAAGGGCUAGUUCUAAACUGGUGGGGGAGGGGGAGGCAUCUGCUGAGUCCCAUCUGCCAGUGGACAGCUGCAAAAAUCCCAUGGUCAUUAAGCCCCAGCUGGAGCCUAGGUCUCUCCCUUCUGCUGAGGCUCCUACCCCUUCUCUUCCUCUGUACAUCUAACCUGAGAACAGCUCUUCCCACCCCACACACAGACAGCUGGCUCGGCUCCAGGGAAGGAGAGCUGCUCCACAGCCCCUUGGAGCAGAACUUCCCACUCUCCAGCGUUGGCGGGAGGUGAGGGGAGAGAUGGGGGAACAAGGACAGAGAAGCAAAACCAGCACCUGCCCUCAGCCUCCUCUCCAAGACCACAAGCCACUCCACCCCCCCCCCACACACACACACCACAAACCUUUUCUAACCCACUACCACCAAAACGGGCAAAAUAUUACCCCAGAACCCAAAUCCCCCAAUCCUUUGCAAAUGGCAAGGAUUCUGGGGUUUGGUGCAUGGGAUGAUUCUGUAGGUCGUGGCUGAGAAUUGCUGGCCUGUGUGUGUGUGUGUG